Lachancea lanzarotensis is the source of this 1875-nucleotide messenger RNA. RefSeq names its product LALA0S10e02256g1_1 (gene DED1). The record is from RefSeq and is a predicted model, not a curated record. NCBI's taxonomy places the organism in Eukaryota, Fungi, Ascomycota, Saccharomycetes, Saccharomycetales, Saccharomycetaceae. Bases 1 to 1875 code for a protein of 624 amino acids. The transcript has a single exon. Gene Ontology annotation, molecular function: RNA helicase activity; RNA binding; ATP binding. Gene Ontology annotation, cellular component: nucleus.
AUGUCUGAUCUAGCUAACAAAAUGGAAAAUUUGUCAGUUGGCGAUUCCGACGGUAACAAGAGCUCUUACGUACCGCCACACAUGCGCGGGAAAAGAGGCGGCGGUCGUGGAGGAGCCAGUUUCGCCAACAACGACAGAGAAGGUGGAUCCAGCUCGUAUUUCAGCGGCGGCAGAGGCCAGGGCAACGGUAGAAACGGCGGUGGCUCGUUUUUCGGGGGCAGAAACGGCGGUAGCGGCGGUUUUGGCGGCGGCAGAGGCAACAUCCGCGGCGUGGGUCGCUGGACCGCUGGAAAACACGUUCCAUCCGCUGUUGACGAGGGCUUGGAAUUGCAGCUUUUCGGAACCGCAGACGACUCCAACUUCCAGUCUUCAGGUAUUAACUUUGACCACUACGACGAUAUCCCCGUCGAAGCUUCCGGUAACGACGUUCCUGAACCAAUCUCGGAAUUCACCUCUCCUCCUCUAGACCCAUUGUUGUUGGAAAACAUCAUCAAGGCCCGUUUCACAAAGCCAACUCCUGUGCAGAAAUAUUCGGUUCCUAUCAUUGCUGCUAAGCGUGAUCUGAUGGCUUGUGCCCAAACCGGUUCCGGUAAAACCGGUGGAUUUUUGUUCCCCGUGCUUUCCGAAUCUUUUGCCAACGGACCAGCUGCCGUUCCUGAACAGAUGGCCAACUCUUACAUCAAGAAGGCUUUCCCAACUGCUGUUGUUUUGGCACCAACCAGAGAAUUGGCCACUCAAAUUUACGACGAGGCCAAGAAAUUCACCUACCGUUCGUGGGUUAGACCAUGUGUCGUGUACGGUGGUGCCGACAUUGGUAGUCAAAUCAAAGAACUAAACCGUGGCUGCGAUUUGCUUGUUGCCACUCCAGGUCGUUUGUCCGACUUGCUAGAGCGUGGUAGAAUCUCUCUUUGCAACAUCAAAUAUUUGGUUCUUGACGAAGCCGACAGAAUGUUGGAUAUGGGUUUCGAACCUCAAAUCAGACACAUCGUUGAUGGCUGUGACAUGCCUUCUGCCGAAAACAGACAAACACUCAUGUUCUCCGCCACAUUCCCUAUGGACAUUCAACAUUUGGCCCGUGAUUUCUUGAAGGAUUACGUGUUCUUGUCUGUUGGUAGAGUUGGUUCUACCUCUGAAAACAUUACUCAACAUGUUCUUUACGUCGAGGACAUGGACAAGAAAUCCGCGUUGUUGGAUCUUCUAGCCGCUUCUGAUGAUGGUUUGACUCUAAUCUUUGUUGAAACCAAGAGAAUGGCAGAUGCUCUGACCGAUUUCUUGAUCAUGCAAGACUUGAGAGCUACUGCUAUUCACGGUGACCGUUCUCAAGUAGAACGUGAACGUGCUUUGGCCGCAUUCAGAUCCGGAAGAGCCAGUCUAUUGGUUGCUACUGCCGUUGCUGCCAGAGGUUUGGAUAUUCCAAACGUUACCCACGUUAUCAACUACGAUUUACCAAACGAUAUUGAUGACUAUGUCCACAGAAUUGGUAGAACUGGUCGUGCUGGUAACACUGGUGUUGCCACUGCUUUCUUCAACAGAGGUAACAAGAAUGUCGUCAAAGAAAUGAUCGAAUUGCUCACUGAAGCCAAGCAAGAAGUCCCAAGCUUCUUGGAACAGCUUUCUAGAGAAAGCUACGGUUCUAGAGGCGGCAAAAGCGGUGGCUUUUCUAGCAACCGCAGCAGUAGUACUAGAGAUUACCGUCGUAUGGGCGGCGGAGCUCCUGGUGGCUCUCCUUCGUACGGAGGAGGAAGAGGCGGCAGUGCUGCUGGUGGCGCUAGAGGCGGCUCGUCAUGGGGUUCAUCCUGGGGUGGUUCCGGCAACGGCAACUCCUGGGGUAACAACAGCAGCAGCAACUCUUCCGCUAGUAACUCCUGGUGGUAA